AGUAUCAAUUCCAGCGUAUCUACCAUCUCCAACCAUCGUGGCGAGCUUGGAUAGUCCUGGCCUGAGUGAUGACCUGGAUCUCACCUGCCAGGGUUCAACAUGGAAUGGGGAUUAUCAAAUUUCAUGGCUGAAGAAUGGCAUGCGGAUUCUCCGCACCGGACUCACGAUCUCGCUCAACUCUCUAUCGGAAGAAGACCACGGUUACUACGUCUGCGAAAUAACAUAUUACCAUGGCACAGCAAACAGUUAUGAGAAUAGCACGCGGAGAAUGUCGGUUCCUUACAUAUUACCUUUGAGGCAGCCAUUGAUGCCAUGGCUGACAUUUUCUCCGGACAAGGACCCUUUCAGUAACAUAGAGGUCAUCAAUCAAAUGUUUACUGAAGACCAGGACAUCCACGUGAUAUGCCGAGGCUCCUUCGUCGUAGGAAUAGACAGUUGGAUGAGAUCGUACAUUAAAGACCUUCCAAUUCCUGGCAGAACAUUCAGCUUUUUCCUAAAUGGCAAGCUGGUCGCCUCUGGAGAUAAAGACGGUCAACGGCAUUUUGGAACUCUAGCAAAAGGAGCAUACAACUAUACAUGUGUUGUAAAUGACAGGGUCGGGAAUUCUUCAAUGAGCUGGCCUCUUCUAGUAGACAUAAGAGAUGCGCCAGUCAUCAAAACUGACCCAGAGACCAUUCCUUUGAACAUCACUGGUUUAAACAUCACGCUCACCUGCCAAGGAACAGAAAACUCAACUGGAUAUGACAUCCGGUGGAGAAAGAAUAAAAAACCUAUCGCGGAGACCCGAACGAAUUUGGAGCUCAACUUGGUAUCCAAGUACGACGAGGGCUUUUACACAUGUGAACAACAAAUGGAAGACUGGACCCUCCCACGCAGUGCUAGCUUCCCGUUGAGACCUUCUGGAAGACCCCCAAUGCCUUUUAUCUUCACCACCUGGUCACAGACAGUGGAAGUGGACCAUACACUGAUCCUACAUUGUCAAGGCGUAGGUGCAACAUCUACCCAAGCUACACUGCUUCGCUGGGACAAUGCCACCAAUGGGUACUCCCCAGUCGCCCAGUCUACUAAACCAGAACUGGAUGAUGUUGGACAGAUCCUUUUCAAUUUUGAAGUGAAAUACGUCUCGAUGAACCACAGUGGAGACUACGUUUGCACCAUGCAGAGUGGUGGCGGUGAAUCUGAACCAAGUGACCCUAUUGCCAUCACUGUCGUGGACCUAAUAGGCUGUGCCCCGGGUACAUAUGAAACGGAAGUGGGUAUUGGCUGCAGGUCAUGUCCUGUGGGUACCUACCAAAGUAUUUACGGGCAGACAGACUGUGAGCCUUGCCCUGGGGACCUGUUCACUCUUGGUCCGAGAGCUACAGACAUGACACAGUGCAUUGAAAUUCCCCCAGAAAAGCGAAUCUAUUUCCGACUUACAGUUGAAAUGGAGUACAAUGAAAUGUUAGAAGAUGAAGUAACAGAAGCGUCCUAUAACAUAAUUCGCAUGAGCCUUCCUAGGGUUUGGCGGUUCUUGGGCUUCCAGUCUCACAGCUACCAUGACGAUGGAGGUGUCUCAGAAAGGUGAGCUUGUACUUUAAACUGUAUCGGGAAUUGACAACAACAAUAGAGGGGUGUUGUAAUAUGCAUAUAUAGCCCAAAUAAACAAACUCGUUAGAUUUCUUUCUAAAUGAUCCUGAUGUUAGCUAAAAUUUUGAAAGCUGAGUGUUUAUGCCAACAAAGAAUAUGUUUUUUAUAUUUCAUAAUCCGUAUCUUUUAGGAAAGAUUUCACAUUACCAAUAACAUAGAAGGGGAGGGGUUGAAGUGUUACAAGUAAUUCGUCUCCCGAAUUAUUCGAUGGCUUACAUUUUUUUCUGGUAAGGAAAACAUUUCUUUUUUUUUUCUGUGUUGGUGAUGAGAAAAUAGAUUUUUGCAAUAUUUUUUAAAGAAUUAUUAUUCUUUUUUUAUCUCUUCCUCUGUCAUCUCAACUCAACUCACCCACUUACCUCUCCGCACCUCAGUUCACUACCAAGCGAGAAUUUAACUCUUUGCGUCGGCAAUUAUUUUCCUCUAACCUUCCCUAAACGCCGGAAUUAAUUUUUCCUGAGGUGCCUAUUACAAUAGGGUACCUUGUUCAAAUUGAUUCUGUUGCCAUAUUUUUUCAAUAAAAGUAUAUAUAUUUGAUAUUACUGGAAAGGUAAUUGAAUAAGCUAUCACGAUCGAUGGGUUGCAUGUUUUUUGUGUUAUUAUGUAAGAGCAGUUACGUAACAAAGGGGAUAGUAUCUGAAAAAAUAAUUAAAUUGGCGAGUUUU
Molecule: messenger RNA, 2291 nt
Organism: Aplysia californica (California sea hare)
Lineage: Eukaryota; Metazoa; Mollusca; Gastropoda; Aplysiida; Aplysiidae
Exons: 10
Coding region: 140-1567 (475 amino acids)
Source: RefSeq, a predicted model, not a curated record